AUGAAAUAUGGGGAUAAUCUAUCAAAUCCAACGUCACUUGAGCUUCCAAGUGGAAGUGGUUCAGCAUGGAAAGUAGACCUCAGAAGAUUGGAUGGUGAGGUGUGGUUCGACAAGGGUUGGGCAGACUUCUCUGAGUUUUACUCCCUAGAGAAAGGUUACUGGCUAAUUGACUAUCCUUUGAGAAAGCAGGAGAUGGAAGUAACUGAUGAUAAAGACGAUGAUUUUCAUGAAGAUUCUAGUGAUGAUUCUAUCAAAGAACAACUAGACGAUUCAACCUACCCAAGAAAAAGGAGGAAGAAAUCCUCAUUGCCUUGUCCUAGGCCUCAGAAGAAAAAACAUGACAAGUUCAAAAGUGGAAGCACAUCAAGCACUCGAAGAUUCGAAAAACGAACACCUGGGUUUCUUGGGAGGAUCCGUCCAUUGCCUAAAAGUGGAAAAGCUAUAGCUCUUCAGAAAGCUAAUGCUUACAAAUCUCAACACCCUCUUUCUGUCAUUGUUGCCAUGAAGCCCUCUUAUAUCACAGGGUUCUUGCUGAUAAGCUUUCUAUAA
Prunus armeniaca (apricot) is the source of this 549-nucleotide messenger RNA. The record is from the annotation of a GenBank genome assembly. NCBI's taxonomy places the organism in Eukaryota, Viridiplantae, Streptophyta, Magnoliopsida, Rosales, Rosaceae.